Trypanosoma grayi is the source of this 1434-nucleotide messenger RNA. RefSeq lists its product as hypothetical. The record is from RefSeq and is a predicted model, not a curated record. NCBI's taxonomy places the organism in Eukaryota, Euglenozoa, Kinetoplastea, Trypanosomatida, Trypanosomatidae. The transcript has a single exon. The coding region runs from base 1 to 1434 and encodes 477 amino acids.
AUGCUGCGUCGCUGCGGACUGCAUCGGCGCACGGCUUUCUUAACAGAUGUGGAGGGUGAUCUGUCGUACUUUCGUCGCUACGUGGAGCUUAGUCGUGUUGUCACGUGGAGGAACGAUGGUCUCUCCUUCUGUGACAAUGCUUCACACUUUGUGUACGGCGGCGACGUCUUUGAUCGUGGCGACGACAUGACUUUUGCCAAGGUGUUGCUGGACUUCCACGAUGCCUACCCAUCUCGCGUGCAUCUCAUUUUGGGGAACCGCGACAUCAAUAAGAUGGCAUUUGGUGCGCCAACUGCAAAGAUGCUGGAGGAGGCGGGGGUCACCCCUGAAGAGGCGCAACGCCUUGUCUUUCCAAUUGAUUUAGCGACUACCCGAGGAGCCAAGCAAUGGAUGCCAUACGCGGAGUACCUUAAAGGAAAAGGUCUGCCGCCGACGGUAACCAAGGUGACGUUCCUUCAGUGGGCACUCGCCUACAAAAUGGGGGGCAUGGAGACCUUCGAAUGCCGGCGAAGGGAGCUAAAGCGACUGCAUGGAAGAAAUGUUACGGAUGAAGAGGUGGCGCAAAGUUUUCUCGACGCCGCUCGCCCUGAGGGCGUCUAUUAUGAGUACCUGAGACGUGGGAAUAUAGCAGAGGUGAUUGACGGUGCUCUCUUUGUUCACGGNAUUGUCGACGAUGAAAACGCCGGGAUUGUCCCAGAGAGACAAUCCAUACUGGAUGCUGAGGGUGGGAAGAGACAGAACUUCAUGACGGAGAAACGCUCCGCUGAAGAAUGGGUCAAUGCAUUGAAUGAAUUUAAGGAAGAAGGAUUUAGACAAUGGAUGGAGAGUGGUGGUGGAAUGUUUUUGCGGCAAUACGCCUUUCCUGUAUCUUUUGUUCCGCAUUCUAUCGUCGUGCAUCCCCUUGUGGGCUCUAAUGGACCGCAUUACUUGGGCCUUGACGCGGUGGAGUUUCUGAACAGAAGCGGCGUGGUGGCGGUCUGCGGCGGUCACCAGCCCAGCGGUGAUACACCAAGUGUUGUGCAGCAGCCGGGUCUUGUUUCCAUUUCGGCGGACAAUUCGUAUUGUGCAGGGGAUGGAACCCGUGGUGCGGGCGUCAUGGAGGUCCUAUUAGAAGAAGACGGCACAAUUAACGUGCAUGGGCUGCGUGCGGACGGUACGCCGUAUGAGUUUGCGGCCACGGGCAAAUUGGUGGGUCGUCACAUGGGCGAUGGAUGGUGGGUCAAGGUGAAGUUGAAGGAGGGGCUGUACGAGGUGCAGCGCACCAGUGACGCCUACCGAAGCAAAGAAACACAAAUCUUGACCGUCGACGAGGUGGAUACGCGUCUUCGAAAAUGGAGUGAGCCCCCUGUGGGUGGGGAGGCUCCUGAGCGGUGGAGCAUGCAACAACUUGCCCCAAAGCCAUCAGUGGUGAAGACGAAACGAACGCAAAGUUGA